Molecule: messenger RNA, 5369 nt
Organism: Parasteatoda tepidariorum (common house spider)
Lineage: Eukaryota; Metazoa; Arthropoda; Arachnida; Araneae; Theridiidae
Source: RefSeq, a predicted model, not a curated record
UCUGGGACAGAUUUCUUAAAUUUUUUUUUUAAAGAAAUUGAUAGAAUUGUAUGCUGUAAAGGUUAAAGGAAGUCGUAUGGUCAUCAUUUAAUCACUCGCAAUUUAAUUUAAUUUUUUAUUCAUUCAUUUAUUUACUUCUGCAUAGACUAGAGACUACGAAGGUCGGUAUUUUGAAACUGAACAAGAAUUUAGAAUUGCACAAUGAGCUAUUGGCAAUGGUCUGGGUAAUAUCCCUGAGGAUGACUCGAAGACAUGCCAUCACAAUUUUGAGAAUAGAGACUAAGAUCAUUAACUGACGGGCAUUAGCAACUCGAACCAAAAACCUUUACAUUCUCUGUCUUAGUACGUGACUUUAGUCUUUCGAUCACCUUACUAUAAUGCGUGUACAGUGUUCCAACUGACGCAUUAAUUGAUGAAGUUUGAGUUUCAAUAAAGUGUUUGUAUGCUAAAAUCGCUGGCAAGCGGGGACAUAUAUUUAUUGUUUGCUACAAUAUAUAUUGGCAGGCUUGUGUGUUCAAUUAAGGCGUAUAAGCCCUUGUCAAGUAGAAGAACAGAUAGCACAAUGCAGAAAAGGACAGCACGAAGUUACAAUCAGGGUAACAACGUGAUUUGAACCGUACCUUCACACUUCACAUUGCGUUUGGUCGGCGAAACCUCUCGGCAGGUCAGGGAGGUCCCCAAGCACAGUUGUUUAUGUUCCUUUUUAUUCAUUAAUCGGCAUAUUGUGCUCUCAACUAUCGAUUAUGUUUAAAGGGGGGUCCCGCAGUGGACUGAUCGUUAAUCGGAUGAUCCGAAAACAUGCCAUCACAAUUUUAAACCUCUUCAGGCCCCUCCGUUCCGUUUGCCUGACCACCUAAAAGCAAAAUCGAUCAACUUACUCUAGAACAGCUUAACGAGGACUACCACACACACUCGGCCUUUGCUCACCCUGAUCAAAGUGGUCACCCAUCCGCUCACUGACUGCAAUCCAUGAUGCUUGAAUUCGGUGAUCUACUGGGAAUCACGUCUUACUAUCAAUCCACUUUGAGACAAGCACUAUUCCAAAAAGUUCCUUGGUUGAGCGCUUCACCGUUAAACCAAACUUUCUUUUGCAUGGAGGUGAUGGGUUUGAAUCCCAUUGUAGCACUUUGUGAUUCUCUCUCUUGUGCUAGCUGGUCUUCAUCUUAACAAAGCCGUGUACACGAGCUGAAAUAUGUAUGUGUAACAAAGCAACAAAUAAAUAAAUGCAGUUAGUUUUGAUUAUCUGUCUUUGAGUUAAUGAUAGAUUUUGUGUAGACAUGAAAUGGUAGUAUGCUUCUGAAUUUUUUGAAAAAGUUGUGGAUUUAACUGAAAUGGUGUUGGCGUUGUUGUGUAUCAAUUCCUACAAAUCCUAAUGGAGCAUAGGGCCAGUCACAACAACAGUUUUUUGCUGAUUCAUAUGAUGAGGAGGAGUUCACACCGGUUGUAACACAUAGGUGCGAGCGAGGCCAAAUGAUAAUUGAAGUAACGACACAACAACCAUUUAGGGGAUUAGUCCAUCCUAGGGAUUACAGAUCAGGACCAUGCGUUGCCCUGGGUAGAGGAGGCCGCACAACAACACUUACUCUUGACCUUUUUGUAGAAAAAGAUGAUCCAAGGUACUGUGGGGUACAAGUCAGAAAGCCUAAUUCUGGCGAUGUUACAGUAGCACUAGCUGUGAGAGUUCACCCCACAUUAGAAUUGUCAGAAGAUAAAUACUUUUUCUUAACAUGUGGAAAGGCCGGUUUUAGAAAUGCCAGAAAUGAAACCUCUCGAGUAACUUUAAACUUUUAUCAAAAUGAUAAAAAAGUUCAAGAGCUUAUAUACAGUCAAAAGUAUGAACUUAGAGCAGCUAUGACAAAACCUGAUGAUAUUCACAAAUUAAAAGUGAGGUCAUGUCUUAGCUUCGCUCCUAAUAAUACAGAAGUGCAACUAAUUGACUCCAAUGGUUGCCCUCUUACAAAUUUCUUGUCUCCAUUCCAUUACAAUGAAACAAGCCAUUCUGCAACUUCUGAGCUCUCUCAUACAUUCAAAUUCCCAGAUAGUAACAGAGUGCACGUGCAGUGCGAUGUUGUUCUCUGUAGGGGUCCUUGUGAACAGCCCGCCUGUAGAGGACCCAAUGACCCUGUACCAAGGGCAUUACCACGAGUGAGAAAUGGAACUGAUGACGGACAACUUAUGGCAUCUACCUCAGUUUACGUACUGGAGCCAGGAGAUCCAAUUUUGGCAGAAUCUCUAGAAACGUGUACAGAAUGGCGUUUCCCCUGGCUGAUAGGUCUGUGUAUCUGCCUGGCCAUUUUGCUUCUUGUGAUGUUAAUAGUCAAUAUUUUCCUCUGCUCAUCACUUACUUGUACAUGUACAAAAACAGAGGUUGUUGAUAAAGAACCUUCAGAAAUGGAUGAUUACGAUCCUUACAGAGUGGGUUGGGUGUCAGGUUCCCACUACGGCUCUCGCAGUUCUCUUCACAAGCCCGGCUACCUGUCGGGAGGUUCGACUCUUAACUCCACUGCUAGAUCAGUGAGCAAUGCUAGUGACCAUUAUGCCAUUGUCCAUUCAAGACCGAGCAGUAGGUACUCCCAACACUCCAGUAAAGAACCUUUGCACAAAAGUUCUGGUGGUUCCAUUUUAUCAAACGGUCAUCACAAUCAUUACAACUCUAGAAUCUAGAUCAUCAGGGUUGUCAAAUCCAAAUAAUACUUUUAUUACAAACUUAUACCUCAAGUGAUUUAUUUACCUGGAACUGAUUCAUGCACGUGACUAGUUCAGGCAUAUAAUGAUGAAAAAUUAGUAAAAGUCAACUUGAGUUUUGCGAGAGAUGAUAGCAAUUCAUCAAUAUCAUGGAGAUGUGUGCAUGGUUGAUAAUGUGCUUCAAGUGUGUGAGCAGCUUAUUUUUAAUGUUUUGAGCCUCGCAUUAAUAAAGAAGCACAAGAAAUAUUUAAAAAUAUUGUAUAAUCUGAUAAUUGCAUGUUUGAUGGAGUUUUCUUUAACAUUAUUAUUCAAAAAUUAUAAUUAAAUUGCUUUUUUUUUUAAAUUUAAUUCUACACUGCACAGUGAUGUAUGAUAUCAGUUUUGCAUUGAAUUUUCUGCAAAAUUACCUUUUAAAGCUAGGGGUAAUUACUGUGACGUAAAGCGAAUUCUAAAUAUGAAUAUAACAAACACAUAGGCUUUUUGAAAAACAUUCAGAAGGAAGGGUAGUGAAAAAUCUAAAUUGAUAUUGCCCACCAUCUUUUUCUUUUGCCUGUAUAUAAAUAAGAUUUCUAUGAAGCCACUACUAAUUUUCUGUAUAUCAAGAAAGUUUACAAAAUUUCUAACAAAUAAAUUAAUCUUGUGGAUACUAAAAUGACACUGAUAAUAAAGAUACAGACAGGGUGUUUGUUGUUCAGACGCUUUCACAGUACAGUAGCUGAACACUAAACAUCCCUGAUAAUAGUUCGUUAUGAUUGGUUGAGAUAACGAAUACCUAAUGUCAUUUUGAGAUUCAUCUAGCUGACUUUUUUUAAUAGGAGGUUUUUACAAAUUAACUAUUAUCAGAUAAUUCGAAAUUUUGAAGCUCUUUUCUAACGGAAAGCACCGAGCAAGUUCUUCGUCUCGGAAGAUGCUGGAAGUGUUUCUAAUUUAACGCUAUCCCAGUGGGCACCGUGAACAUACAUUAUGAAAUCAAGCAACAUUACCUGUGCCAUACUGCCACAGACACAUUCAUAGGGUGGGCCACAUUUACACAGAAAGAUACAUAGAUGUCCUGCACUAGAUUCAAACCCGCAACUAUUGGCUCUGCAGGCAGGCAUGUUGACCACUCGAUCGUUUGGCCACUGAAAUUUAGAAGGGAUCUCUUACAUUUUUAAAUAGUAUAUCAUAGUAAAAAAGAGGGCAGAAAUCUUAUAAGUUAGGUUUUCCAAAUCUUAUAAGUUAGGUUUUCCCAUACCUCCUGGUGAAUCUUUGCCAAAAAUCUAAAACUUUUCAUAAAAAUCUUAAUUUUAGAACACAGAUUAAAAUAUAAAAUUACCUGAGAAAAAUUUUUUAAUAAUCCGAUAAUAUUCAUGCAGUGUAGAGUUAAAAUAUUAAUAAUGAAAAACAAUCAGACAUUUAGAUUUUUUCCUACAGUAAAAUUAUAUAGUUAUUUUAAUGAAUUUUACAUUUUUAGAAAGUGUAGAGCAUGACAAAACUAGCUUAAUUUCAUUUAAAAUAAAGUGAUAGUUAAAAAACGAAAUUUUUUUUUCUCUAGUUCUAUGAAAAGAUCAGAUUUAUACAAAGUAGCUAAACGGGUUAAUGUAACAAAACAAUGCUAUUGGCACUCACAACUACAGAGCUUAUUGUAAUUUAAUAAAAAAAAAAAGAAAUUCAGUUCACAUUUUUCAUGCAUUUUGUUUUUUAUGCACAUUUCAUCCAUUCUUAACAAGGUUAACAUUUAUUGACAUGUGUUUAGGCAUCUUGUCAGAUGAAAUAUGUAAUUUAUUUAUUUUAGUACAGGGUAUUUUAAAAAAGAAAUUAAAAUCAAUUUGAGUGGUAAGAUAAGAUUAUUUAUUAACAAAUUUGAUAGAAAAUUUACGACUUGUUAGUCUAACAAUUUGAUAUUUUAAAUAAACCAAUAUUUUUGAAAUUGAAACAUUCAAUGUAAAUAUAGAUACACAAAAAUUCAGAUUUCAAUAGACUUUCCAACAAAUUAAAUUCAACAAUAUAAAAAGUGCAUAAACAGGUAAAGCUUAAAAGCUGCAAAAUAAGUUUGUCUUUUCAUUUUAAUAAAUUGUUCCAUAUUCAUAUACAACUAGAACAAUUUUACAUGCAUAAUAAUAAGCUUAUAUAAAUUUGUCUACAGCCCUUGAAUUAAAGUGAUGCUUAUGAUUAUAAUCAUAAUUGCAAAAGGAAUUUAAUACCCUUAGAAUGUUAAAAAUACUGUAAAAGAUCUGCACAAAAUCUAAUGUAUGUCGAUACUCGUUAAACAAUUUAACUUUUUAUAAACAGCGAUGAAUUUAAACAUUUUAUUGUGCACACUACUUAAUUACAAAAUAUCUAAUGAUACUUUGAAGAAGUGAUGUAUUAUUUGAAUACCCUGUACAGUGUUCAAAAUUAGUUGCCAUUGUAAAACAUUUUAUGUUUGUUAAAAUGUUCCCUGUAAAUCUGAAUAAUGUUUUGUUUUUUAUAUCUUAGGAAUAGAAAUGAGAAUUUUUUCUCAUUAAACUACAGAAAGAUUAACAUUGUUAUUUAUAUAAUAAUUUACAAUUUCAUCAUAAUCAUUGUUUGUAAAAUACACUUUUAACAAGCAUUCAUCGCCAUAACCUGGGUUUUUAUCUACCUAAAAAUGUGACAGGAACAAUGUUCCAUAAUUAUGUAAAUAUGUUAUUUUUGUUAGGAUAAAUAAAGUAAAUUUUUUCUAA